Messenger RNA from Helianthus annuus (common sunflower), 1034 nucleotides. Its product is annotated as probable E3 ubiquitin-protein ligase RHB1A. The record is from RefSeq and is a predicted model, not a curated record. NCBI's taxonomy places the organism in Eukaryota, Viridiplantae, Streptophyta, Magnoliopsida, Asterales, Asteraceae. The transcript has 5 exons. Bases 236 to 787 code for a protein of 183 amino acids. Gene Ontology annotation, molecular function: ubiquitin-protein transferase activity.
UUCCUUCUUUUUGACUCAUUUGUUCCUUCUUUUUUCUCCACUCAAAUUCUUAUAUAUUAUUCCUUUUAUUUAAAAACUAAACUAUUCAAAAUUUAUUGUAAUGGGAUUCCUAAACAAAAGCCUUUUCACUACCCUCUUCAUCACUACUCUUUAUAAGGUCACUUAAAUUGGCUCGUGUCGAAUAGCAUUGAAGGUUCUACAAAACUAUAAAGUAUAAACGAGAGCAUAACCGAUAAUGGGAGGUUGCUGCUCUUCAUCUCAAAAAUUCCAGCUCCAUGGAACUCCGGUGUAUAAUUAUUGUCCGCCAGCUUUGGAGGAACAUGAAUCAACAACACCCCGCGAGAGUUCGUUUUCAACAAGAUUACUUAUCGAUGUAAAUCUUGACACAUCAAUACCCGACACAUAUAGAUCUCCCCCAACCCCUAUUCCAUUUGAUGUGGUUUUAGGAAUUCCACAAUCAACAAACAUGGCCUCCGAUGAUCAAGCUUAUCAAAAACCGACUCUUGUGAAAGUCAAGAUAUUUGACCAUGUAGCCGAGGGAAACGCCCCUAUUGUUGAGUCCCCUAAGAAGGUUGAGGUUGGAAUUCAAACAUCAAAAAGUCUUGAUUGUUCUACAAUGGAGGAAGAGGAUGUUUGUCCCACUUGUUUUGAAGAGUAUGAUACUGAGAAUCCAAGAAUAGUAACGAAAUGUAACCAUCAAUUUCACCUUUCAUGCAUUCUCGAGUGGAUGGAACGAAGCAACACUUGCCCAAUCUGCAGUCAGGAAAUGCACUUUGAAGCUCUAUGAUUCACUCACUUUCAAAAACAAAUUAUUUGAAUUGAAGCAGUUGUUGUUGGGCAAUGAAUUUUGCUAGCAUUUGGCGCCAAGAAGAUUCGUGUGUGGUUGUUUAUACCGGUCAGAGGGGUGUUUGAGAUUGCUUAUCUCCCUUUCGUAUAAUUUUCUUGAUUAAAUAUUAGUAAUUUAUAUAAACCAUUUUAACUAUUCCUACAAUCAUGAUCUAUUUAAAAAACAGAAAGAACUUAGAUUGAUAUAA